AUGUCUGAAAGUGACGCCGACUGCCUCUGUGUCGGCGGGUCGGCGUACGGCUCGAGACGCCUCCACGAGCCCGGCGUCUCCCGUUGCAGGUCCAAGGCGGAGCUCACCAUCAAGCCAUGCACCUUCUUCUGCGGAUUCAAGGCGGAGCUCAUCCUCGAGCCGAUGCUGACAUUGGCCGGUCCGAGGAUUGGCAUCUUGUUCGGCCGGCGUAUUGGUGGCGUCAGCGGCGCCCCGACCUCCAGCGCCCAAGCCGCCGAGUCGCGUCUUCGUCAGAUGCCGGCAGAUUGGUCAUCGCGCAAGGAACUCCACCAAUCCUCCGACGACGUCACCACCGCCUCCUCCGCCGACAGCGUCGCCUGCGACCACCGUGCAACGGCCGCCUAGUUCUUCUUCAGCACGCGUGUGCACCGGUGGCCCGUCCCUGCGACCUGCUGGACCAAUCCCGCGCUCGCAGCUAGCCUCCGGAGGAGUAAAUAGCAUAAAAUUACCACUUUUCGUGUUAUGGUUUCAAAAAACUACCGAAAAUUUGUUUGUAACUGAUAACUACUACUUUUGGUGUCGACUGUUUUAAAAAACCCAAAACGCCCGUUGCUGAGAAACUAAACCGGUUUAUGACAGGUCGGGCCCGCACCUAAACGAACCGUCAGUUUGACCAUUUGUUUUACCGUUAGCUGACAUGUGGGCCCACAUGACAGUGUCUCUUCCUCAUUUAAAAGCAAUCGAGUCCCUGUAAAUGUUUCAAAAACGCAAUCGGGUCCCUGUAAUCUUUUGAAAAAAAGCAAUCGAGUCCCUAUAUCUGGCAAGUCAAUCUCGCCGGCCAUCCCCGCCUCGAUUCCGCCGGCCAUCUCCAUACCAGGUCGCCGCCGCACGCCAUGGCGCUGCCUGGAAACGCUGCAGCGAGCCAUGGGUCGCCGCCAACCUCUUCCUCUCCCAUGGGGCCGGCGAGAUCCGGCACAGGCAGCGCCGCCGCGCGCUGCUCCCUCCUCACCCGCUCCGGCCUCCACCACCGUGCGGGAGGUCGUGCUCUGGCCAGAGAGGCACCGCCGCACGCCAUGAAGGGACGCACCGCCGCCGUUCGGGAGGCCGUGCUCCGGGCAGAGCGGCGCUGUCGCGCGCUGCUCCCUUCUCACCCGCUCCGGCCCUCCACCAGCGUCCGUGAGGCCGUGCUCCGGCCAGAGGAGAACCGCCGCGCGCCAUGGAGGGGUGCACUGCCGCCGUUCGGGAGGCCGUGCUUCGGGCAGAGGGCGCCGCCGCGCGCCAUGCGGGGGUCCGCGCCUGGAGGCCGAGGUCCGCGCGGAAUUAGGCCGAGCGCCAUGGUGGAUGGCGGCUCUGGUAGGGGGGCAGUAGGAGGGACGACCGGGGGGAAGGGAAGAUGGGACGGGGGAGGAGUAGGCCGGUGCAUAUCUGGUGUGUUCGAGCUGCCAUGGCUCGUGCGGGGAGAGAAGCGGGAGGAGAGGAGGAGAAGAAAGAGAAGAGGAAGGAAGAGAUAACUGACAUGUGGGCCCCACAUGCCAGUUAACAGUCAAACAAACGGUUCGGUUAGAUGCGGGCCCGAGCUGUCAUAAACCGGUUUAUUUUCUUAGCAACGGGCAAUUUGGGUUUUUUGA
Molecule: messenger RNA, 1607 nt
Organism: Triticum aestivum (bread wheat)
Lineage: Eukaryota; Viridiplantae; Streptophyta; Magnoliopsida; Poales; Poaceae
Exons: 2
Coding region: 1-384 (127 amino acids)
Source: RefSeq, a predicted model, not a curated record